AUGAACGAGACAUCCCUCAAAGUAGAGAGGCCGCAAAGCGAUGAUGAGGCCCGCCUAGCAGCUCUUGGCCAGGAGCAGGUUAUGGGACGCCACUUCAACGUCUGGUCCCUGAUAUUUCUCGCCUUUUGCACCAGUGUAACCUGGGAAGCGCUCACUUCGAUUAUGGCCCAGUCUCUUGUGGCCGGUGGCAGCUCCAGUCUCGUGUAG
Messenger RNA from Penicillium vulpinum, 207 nucleotides. Its product is annotated as Amino acid/polyamine transporter I. The coding region runs from base 1 to 207 and encodes 68 amino acids. The transcript has a single exon. NCBI's taxonomy places the organism in Eukaryota, Fungi, Ascomycota, Eurotiomycetes, Eurotiales, Aspergillaceae. The record is from RefSeq and is a predicted model, not a curated record.